AUGAGAAUGAAGGACUUGACUUUUGAGGGCGUGCCAUCUAGUCCUAAGAAAAAACCUUCUACUCUAGCUCCCAUGAAACAAGCAUGGUUACGAAUUGCAACAUGUUUAAAUGCUGAGGGAUAUGGACCUCGGCGGUCAGAAGAACAGUUGAAGAAGAUUUGGGAACGCAUUAAAAUAAAUCCAAAGUUAUUCGCGGAUGACACCCUGGAUGCGGGGAGUUCUAAAGUUGCCGGCAUUAUUGCUGCCAGGACAGGGAGCGAAGGAGUUUUGUGGCAUCCCGCAAGCCAGAAUCUUAUCUGUGACAAAACCAAGGUCCUGUAUGACCAAUUCCAUACUGAGGAAGGUGGUGAAGGGGAAGUGAGUGGUGAAGGUGGUGCUAGUGCUGGUGGUUCUGGUGAUACUACAAAGAAAGAAUUUAAUACCAGUAAGGGUUGGUUUGAGAACUUCAAGAAGCGCUACAACCUGCACAACUUGAGGAUCACUGGUAAGUCAACCUUGGCAGACGGUGUAGCAGCUAGGGAGUAUCCUGCGACCUUUGCUGAGAUUAUCCGGGAGAAGGGCUACAAGCCGGAGCAUGUUUUUAAUGCUGAUGAAACUGGCUUGUGGUGGAAGAAGAUGCCAGCCACAACUUUCAUUUCCAAGGGCUUCAAGGUGGCCAAAGAACGUGUCUCUCUCCUGCUUUGUGGCAAUGCUGCAGGGCACAUGAUCAAGCCCAUGUUGCUAUACCAUGCCAAGCUUCCAUAUGCACUCAAGAACAAAGACAUGCACCUCCCACUUUUCUACCGCCACAACAAGAAAGCUUGGAUGAUGGCAUUGUUAUUCACCGAACGGUUUCACAACUGUUUUGUGAGGGAGGUCAAGGAUCAACUGCAAGAGAAAGGCUUUAAGUUUAAGGUCCUUCUCAUGAUUGACAACUGCUCUGGCCACCCCAAGGCCCUCAAGGUUGCAAACAAAAAUGUCGAGGUGAUCUUUCUGCCCCAAAACACAAAAUCAUUGCUCCAACCACUACACCAGGGAGUUAUCACUGUCUUCAAGGCCAAGUACAUGACCCACACCUUCAGCAGGAUACAGCAAGCCUUGGACGAAGAUACACGGGAUGGUGCCGCAUCAGUGCGGGAAAUGUGGAAUAAGUUCUCCUUUGCAGACUGCAUCUCCUUCAUGACAGCCCUCUGUGUUAACUCCUGCUGGAGGGCCUUGUGGCCAGAGGUGGUGUAUGACUUUGGUGGCUUCCACACAGUCAACGAGGAUGUGCAGCACAUCGUCCAGCUUGCCCGUUAA
Homarus americanus (American lobster) is the source of this 1278-nucleotide messenger RNA. Its product is annotated as tigger transposable element-derived protein 1-like. Gene Ontology annotation, molecular function: DNA binding. The transcript has 4 exons. Gene Ontology annotation, cellular component: nucleus. The record is from RefSeq and is a predicted model, not a curated record. The coding region runs from base 1 to 1278 and encodes 425 amino acids. NCBI's taxonomy places the organism in Eukaryota, Metazoa, Arthropoda, Malacostraca, Decapoda, Nephropidae.